AUGUUAAUCUCGCUCAUCCAAGCUCUUCUACUUUUCCUCUUCAUCACACCUCCCUUCCCCACCUUCGGCCGCCAGUUGGCCGAGUUGCUCGACAUCAACCGACUCGAGCGCUGUGAUACUCCGACCUUGGCCGAUUGUAUUGAGCACUCGAAUCAGAUGACGUGCUGGGCGAAGAGUCUUAUCGUCACUUGGGUCGAAUUCCAGAAUAUACACGCAUUGUGGCUGUCCCGGACGAAGGGUACGCUCAAAUAA
Protopolystoma xenopodis is the source of this 252-nucleotide messenger RNA. The record is from the annotation of a GenBank genome assembly. NCBI's taxonomy places the organism in Eukaryota, Metazoa, Platyhelminthes, Monogenea, Polystomatidea, Polystomatidae.